ACGUCCCAAACCGCAUGCUCUUUUCCUAAAUACUACCUUCAAAUCUAGUACACCACAGUAUAGCUCCAUAGCUGGAGUAGGACACACUAUAUAGCGACUGAGUGUGUGGUUUGGAACGCAACCUCAAGUGUGGUCACGUGGUCGGGGUUUGAGGCUGUCUGGCUGCUCUGCUGUAAUGUACAGUAUACCCUUCAGAGGUUUUCAAAGAUGGCGGUGCUCGACGUGAUAUUUGUCUACGAUGCCGUCCCCGAAACCCGUCCGAGCAGGCAGCGCGCGCAGUAGCGGUGUUUCCGGAGUCGGUGGCGGUAGCAGCAGCAGCGGGCGGUACGAGUUCAUGUCACUGACCCGGACGCCUCCACUUUCUCCUUCCCCUUCUCCGCACCUCCUCCAAAGGCAGGGCUCGGACCCUACAACAGCGCGGCUCCGUGCCUCUGAGAGCCCGUCUCGGCGGCGCAGGGGCUCCGCUUCCUCUAACGCCUCCACGUCAUCGACCGGCGGUGCACAGCAGUUACCGGAAGAGGACUGCAUGCACCUCAACCCGUCCAUCAUCAGCGUGGCGCUCAGCUCUCUGCUCGCCGUGGACUUGUGGCUCUCCAAGCGGCUUGGCGUGUGUGCGUAUGAGGAGGCGUCAUGGGGCAGCGCGCGGCCCCUCAUGAAGCUGGUGGAGGUUUCCGGUCACGGUAUACCGUGGCUCAUCGGCGCCGCGUACUGCCUGUACAAAAGCGACAGCGCCGCGGGUCAGGAGGUCAUGCUGAACCUGCUCAUGGCCUUGGUGUUGGACCUGGUGCUGGUGGGUAUAGUUAAAGCCGUGGUGCGUCGCCGGCGUCCUGCUCAUAACCGCAUGGACAUGUUCGCCACGUUCUCUGUGGACCGCUACUCCUUCCCGUCAGGCCAUGCCACUCGAGCUGCUAUGUGUGCUCGCUUCCUACUGGCCCACCUGGUUCUUGCCGCUCCACUGCGCGUGCUUGUCAUGCUCUGGGCGGUCAUUGUUGGCCUUUCCCGGGUCCUUCUCGGGCGUCACAACGUCACAGAUGUGGCUUUUGGCUUAUUAAUGGGCUACUGCCAGUAUAACCUGGUGGAGGCGCUGUGGUUGUCACCAGCUAUGCUGCAAAACAAGGUGGGGCUGGAGUGAAGCCAGAAGGUGGCAGUAGAGACAUUGAGAUUGAAGAUAGAAAAAGAGAUUCCAGAAAUGUAAAAGACUUGAACUGUAGCCACUGUGAUAGUAAUAAUUCCAUAUCAUCACUAAUUUAUUUUUCAUUUUUAUUAUUUUUUUGUGGAUGUGGGUUUAAGAGGAGUGUCCUGAAUCAGGCAAACUGAUCAUGUAAGCUGGGGUAAAAAUUAGCUUAAGUCAUGGUCAGAAAGGACGACCUCUGUCUUCCCCACACCGAUGCUGCUGUGCCACUGUGUAAUUACUGUGUUCACAAUCACUUUCAUAAUCAUAAAUCUCUUUAAAAAUCACUUUAAAACUCCUCGAAAGCAACGUAAAUUUAACAAGUGUAUCACAUUAGUAACAGUAUUACCUGGAACACUAGAAAUGGAAACAAAAUCUUCUCCUUCCAGAUGUUUUUCUGUACCUUCAGAAAAUUAAUGUAGGGGAAAAAAUCCCCAAUAUUUUUUUGUGUAUGGGUAAUAUAAUGGGUUAAUGUUCAUAUUAAUCAUUAAGGUGUAAUCGGUUACUUUUUCAAUACUUAAUUUCUCUGAGUGGCUGGCAAUACACGAUACUGACCUUGCAAGGUUCUGUUACAAUACUAUGUCAUUCCUCACAGGCAUGAAGCUCAGAUGCAUGUUUUCUGUCAGUAAUGUUUUCUGUCAGUAUCAUGUAAGUAACAUGAUAUUGUUUACAGCUGUGAUACUAAAUACAUCAGUGGAUUGGAUUGGAAACUAUGGACUGAAAAGAGUUUCUGUACCCUGCUGAAUCUGUGCAUCCCUAAUAUAAGCAUGUAGAUUAUGGUGAACCUCACCACUUUUUUUAUUGUCAUAAUGCAGUCGUUGUAUGCGGUCAUGUUUUUCAUCUCUUUACUGAAGGAUUUUGGGUAAUGCACUAUUUUUUCUAAUCACAUGAUGUUUGUUCUUUAUUCUUACAUUUUAGACUACAAUGAUUUGUGAAGCAGAUUAUUUUAUUAAAUGUACUUCAUUUCUGUUCUUUUAUAGAAAUGGAUAUGUUGUAUAUUGUGAUGUUUCUUUACAUUGGAAUUAUAUUCACUGCCCAAUUUAGUAAGAACACCUGUACACCCCACCCGCAUUUAGUUGCAUGCAAAUUCAUGCAGUUAUCCGGUAAGAUAAAUGUGUGGCAACAAUGCAUAACAUCAUGCAGCUACAGGCCCAAAGGUGUGAACAAAAAACUUACAUUAUGUGGCAGUUCUGUCACUUGUUGAUGCGAGAGGUCAG
Molecule: messenger RNA, 2388 nt
Organism: Ictalurus furcatus (blue catfish)
Lineage: Eukaryota; Metazoa; Chordata; Actinopteri; Siluriformes; Ictaluridae
Gene: plpp6
Product: phospholipid phosphatase 6
Exons: 3
Coding region: 239-1132 (297 amino acids)
Molecular function (GO): sphingosine-1-phosphate phosphatase activity
Source: RefSeq, a predicted model, not a curated record